AAAAUCCACAACAAGUAGCUGUUGAGAUGGUUGUUGAUGCAGAGAAGGAGAUGGUGGUUGAGAAUCCUUUAACUCCUGGUGCCACACAAGAUGCUGAAAAAGAAAAAGGCUAUAAUGAAGAUGCUGAGAUGGAGACCGUUUCAAAAAACCUGGAAGAAGACGUAGGAGGGGAGUUUGUACCAAGAACAGAAUUUUUGAAGAGGUCACCAUUGAAGAAAAAGUCAGUAUUCAAGCGAAAAGCAAACAAGGCAGAAGAGGAUGGGAAGCAACCAGGAAGCAAGGUAAGAAGAAUCAAGGAAAGGACAACAUGUAAUCAAAGGACAACCAGUGUACUACUCAAAGAUUGUGAGCUAGGGAAGCAGAAGAAGCAAAAAGACAAGCCUGAUGAGAAUAAAGUUGAAGAAGAAAAUCCCCGUACGUCUACUGGCUUGCCGUUCAGAAAAUUACCUCCGCUGGAAACAAUGGAAUGCUUUCAAGAUUACAAGGAUACAAUAGAACCAUCCAUGAUGGAAGUACCGAAGACAUACUUUGAGAAUGCCAACAGCCUAAAUUCGGCUUGGAGUAUCAGAGAAGGAGAAGACCCGUACUUGGGAUAUUCGGAUUCACAGAGAUAUAAUAAGGCAGCUAAUGAACAACGAAUACUUAGAAGACCAAGUAGUACGCUACUACAGUUAUAGGUUGUUCAAGAAGCGGGAAAAUGAAAAGAUGGCUGAUAGUGUUGAACAUAGGUAUGCGGAGUCUGCAUUCAUGAUGCCAGAUGCUUGGAUAAGUCAAGAAAAUAAAAUCAUUUUGCUGCAUAACAAGUCAUUCCUUCAUAUUAUCUUAUGCCCAUAUAAUUACUUCAGC
Papaver somniferum (opium poppy) is the source of this 846-nucleotide messenger RNA. RefSeq lists its product as uncharacterized. The record is from RefSeq and is a predicted model, not a curated record. The coding region runs from base 27 to 677 and encodes 216 amino acids. The transcript is spliced from 3 exons. NCBI's taxonomy places the organism in Eukaryota, Viridiplantae, Streptophyta, Magnoliopsida, Ranunculales, Papaveraceae.